Messenger RNA from Bacillus rossius redtenbacheri, 8973 nucleotides. RefSeq names its product oocyte zinc finger protein XlCOF6-like. Gene Ontology annotation, biological process: regulation of transcription by RNA polymerase II. Gene Ontology annotation, molecular function: RNA polymerase II cis-regulatory region sequence-specific DNA binding; DNA-binding transcription repressor activity, RNA polymerase II-specific. NCBI's taxonomy places the organism in Eukaryota, Metazoa, Arthropoda, Insecta, Phasmatodea, Bacillidae. The transcript has 6 exons. Gene Ontology annotation, cellular component: transcription regulator complex; nucleus; nucleoplasm. The record is from RefSeq and is a predicted model, not a curated record. Bases 2975 to 5113 code for a protein of 712 amino acids.
AACACUUGACAUGGUGCUACCAGAGAACUCAUCCCGUAUAGUUACAUUUUUUUUAACUGAAAAUUUUAUUUUUAUGUGUUUGUGCUCUUUCUUGAAUAUUUCUUAGUGCUGCACUUAUAAUCCUUUUGCUAUUUGCAUAAAAAUUCAGAAUAUUAAAAGAAAUGUGUUUUGAUAAAAUAAUAUGUAUUGCCUAUCAGCCAGCUACUGGUUCGUUGCUAGGAAUGUCAUAUCCCGGAUACCCUAGGAAUGUCACAACACGGAUACCGUCCGUGUAUUUGAAUUUUUCAUCGAAAUUUUAAUGAGUAAUUUUAUUUUAUGCAGUGUUAAGGGUUUCAUUUGCUUUCAACACAUUCUCUAUGGGAGAAUGGUUUCCAUAUUAACUGUAACUUUUGAUAGUGUUGUUAGCCGUUUGUUGUUUAAACUAAAGUUCAUUGUUAAAAACAUUUUAAAAAUAUGGAAAAGGUAUAAUUUUUUUUUUACCAAUAAAGUUUUCUGUAAAACCCAAUUUAAUAUACCAAUUACGUUUACUUGUAAUUUACCAUAUCUAUUAAAUGAGUUUUGGUCGGUUAGUUUAGCUUUUAACAAUACUGUAUAAUCGUGAGAAAGGUCUCUAGAUUAUCUUAAUUAAAAAAAAACAUUGUGUGGACGAUUAGUUCGGGUAGGUUAGGUUAACUACAUUAUAAUUAUGUUUAAAUUGUUUGGUUUGUAGGUUAGUUACCAUUAGGUUAGAUAUACUGAUACAGUAGAACCCUGUUAUAAUAUUCCUGCAGAUAAUGUUUUCCUGCUUAUAAUGUCAUAUUUUUAAAGUCCCAAUAUUUCCCCCAUAAGGACAAUGUAUUUAUUUCCUGCAUAUGACGUUCAUAAAUAGUGUAAUUUCCUGCUUAUAAUGUUUGCUUUCUAACAUUCAAUAAAUGGGGAAAAAAUGUUUUGAAACCAAAUUAUUCCAACACUUAUAAAAAGUUUCCUUUAUGGGUAAAUAUUUACAAUCGCGGUAGAUGCCAAAAAAAAUGCUAAAAAUCUGAAAAUACUUCUAUUCUGUGCCCUUUCACUUCCUCUUUUCAAAACAACCGGCGGAGGUAAGAAAUUCCAAAUACUUUAGGAGAUAUCGAAUUUUUUAAUUUCAUUAUAUGUAGAGUCGCGGUAGAUGCCAAAAAAAAAUGCUAAAAAUCUGAAAAUACUUUUAUUCUGUGCUCUUUCACUUCCUCUUUUGAAAUCAACCGGCGGAGGUAAGAAAUUCCAAAUACUUUAGGAGAUAUCGAAUUUUUUAAUUUUCAUCACAAUACCUGCGUAGUAUGCGGCGAUGCCCAUUGUUUCUUGUCAUAGAUAAGGUUUCUUGUUUACGAGUAUCAUGUUUCUUAUUGGACAAUUUUGUCACGUGACUGUUCCGUGAUUGGCCAGUAUUGAAAUGAACCAAUACGUGAUUAUUUAUUCAUUUAUUGUUCAAUACGAUGUUUAAUUAAUCGGUCAACUUCUGACGUGAAUGACUACAUCAUUUCCUUAUAGUGACAAAGGAAAUGUACCCGCCUCCAACUUAGGUGAGUUUUUAACGUUUCUAAUUUUAAAGUAUUUUUUUUUUUUUUUGGAUAUUGUUGCGCAAGUAAUAAGUAAAAAAAAAAAGUACGUGAGUUGUUGAUGUUCAUCAUUUGUCCGGGUUUUGUUAGGUCAGGUCAGUUACAUUAUAAAUAAUUUAAAACUAAAGAACCAUUAAAUUAAAUUCACAUUAUUUUUAAUGUUCGCUUAGUUUGAAAGUAUUUAUAAUGUAACUGACCUGACCUAAUCGACCAUUUUAUUUAUUACGCAUUCACUAACACACAUCAAAAUAAAAAAUGGCGACGUUCGAAGGGUUAAACGGGCGUUGUAUUGCUAAAUUAAAAAAUUCGAUAUCUCCUAAAGUAUUUGGAAUUUCUUAUCUCCGCCGGUUGAUUUGAAAAUAAGAAGUGAAAGAGCAUAGAAUAAAAGUAUUUUCGGAUUUUUAGCAUUUUUUUUGGCAUCUACCGCGAUUGUAAAUAUUUACCCCUUUAUGUAUGUUUAUGUUUACAAUCACUGCCAUGCAAUACAUGAAGUUUGUUAAAAUACAAUUUUAUGCAAUAUACUGAAGGUACACAAUGUUCAUAGUUACGUGUCAGUUGGCACCCUUAGUCAACACUUCUCUUCCUUGCCAUUCCAGUGGGUAUUCAGAUGCACGUACAUAGUCCUACGAUAUUUAAGUUUCCAACCAUUGAGCGAGGGCAUAACUAAAAGUGGUUUCUAUUGCUUACAAAUAAUUAUUUUUUUUAUUCAUACGUAGAAAUCCCAAAAUUAAACAUUUUCAGGUGGCGAAAGAGUAGACUUUCUCAUUCUUCUUAUCGUGAGACAAUUUUACAAAAAAUGUGGCAGUGUAUCUUUAAAGACAAACAAAAUUUACCAGGGAACAAGACGAAGUUGAAAAUUGUUGGCUUGUUUCAGAAAAUUCAUGUAUCAAGUAUACUAUCUUUGGUUUUAACAUUAAAGUUGUUUACAUAUUUUGGUGAGUCCAUUGGUACAAAGCUCAAACAUUGUUAAGUGCUAAAUUGAGAUUUCCUGCUUAUAAUGUUUUCCUGUUUAUAAUGUUUUUUUCUUGUGCUCCCUUGAAAAACAUAACAGGGUUCUACUGUAAUACUUUGAAAUUGUUUGAACGUAUAGUCGGGAAUUAUAGUGCAGCUAACCUAUGAAACCGUUCACACAUACAGUUUAUUUUUUUAUUCAUCUAACUGAACUUAAGCACAAAUUAUUAAGAUUUUUUUUAUGGUACAAAAUCUGUCAGCCAAGGUGUAUACACUUUUUGUACUAUUGAAAUCUACAUGUACUUGCUACUUUUAAAAAUCCGUACUCUUAGAUUUAAGGUUUUGCUACCAUUUGACUGGCCUGGCUUAAGCAUCCGACCUUUCCAACUGCACUAAUUGGAAGUUGUUUGUGGUUUACUCAACAGACUGUGCAGGCAGCAAAUGAAGACUUGAUGGUGAAGCAGGAGCCCAGUGAGAUAGUUUUCCCUCUAAUCAAGGAGGAGUCAGCGAAUAAACUGCCGGCAAAUGGAGACGUCUGUAUGAAGCAGGAGCCGAGCGAGCUGGGUUUCCCGCCAAUCAAGGAGGAGUUGGAUGAACCACCGGCAGAUGGAGACGUCUGUGUGAAGCAGGAGCCGAGCGAGCUGGGUUUCCCGCCAAUCAAGGAGGAGUUGGAUGAACCAUCGUCAGGUGCUGGGGUGACAUGGCUGGUGGUUGUGGUGCAGUGUGAAGAUAGCUGGCAGCCAGAACCCCGCAGUUCCUCUGCCAGCCAGGACUACACUCUGUGCAAGCAACAAGUGAAGGAGGAGAUAACUAUAGAAGAGCACCCUAUAGUUGCAGCCACAGCAGCUGUAUGGAAUGAACCACACAGCUGUGUGGGUUACCAUGGCAACACUUCAUCAGGAUGCAUGGGCCACAGAUCCCAAGACUCACCAGACACCUGCAUCUUAAUCAAGCCAGAAGUGACUAACACUAACCCCAUGAAAUUAUCAAACCACACAAACUGUCACCCUGGAUCAACGGAAAAUUAUUGUGUUAGCAAUUGUAUACCGAUACAGCAGCGCACUAAUACACACACAGGCCAAAAACGUUUCUUGUGUCAAUUAUGUUCUGCUAAGUUUAGCAAGUCUUCUCAUCUCAAGCAACACUCUCUUACACACACUGGAGAAAAACCUUUCUCUUGUACUGUAUGUACUGCUAAGUUUAGCAAAGCUAGUUCUUUGAAGCAGCAUUCUCUUACACACACUGGAGAAAAAACUUUCUCAUGUACCGUAUGUACUGCUAAGUUUAGCAAAGCUAGUUAUUUGAAGCGGCACUCUCUUACACACACUGGAGUAAAACCUUUCUCUUGUACUGUAUGUACUGCUAAGUUUAGCCAUGCUAGUUCUUUGAAGCGGCACAAUCUUACACACACUGGAGUAAAACCUUUCUCUUGUACUGUAUGUACUGCUAAGUUUAGCAAAGCUAGUUCUUUGAAGCAGCAUUCUCUUACACACACUGGAGAAAAAACUUUCUCAUGUACCGUAUGUACUGCUAAGUUUAGCAAAGCUAGUUAUUUGAAGCGGCACUCUCUUACACACACUGGAGUAAAACCUUUCUCUUGUACUGUAUGUACUGCUAAGUUUAGCCAUGCUAGUUCUUUGAAGCGGCACAAUCUUACACACACUGGAGUAAAACCUUUCUCUUGUACUGUAUGUACUGCUAAGUUUAGCAAAGCUAGUUAUUUGAAGCGGCACUCUCUUACACACACUGGAGUAAAACCUUUCUCUUGUACUGUAUGUACUGCUAAGUUUAGCAAAGCUAGUUCUUUGAAGCAGCAUUCUCUUACACACACUGGAGAAAAAACUUUCUCAUGUACCGUAUGUACUGCUAAGUUUAGCAAAGCUAGUUAUUUGAAGCGGCACUCUCUUACACACACUGGAGUAAAACCUUUCUCUUGUACUGUAUGUACUGCUAAGUUUAGCCAUGCUAGUUCUUUGAAGCGGCACAAUCUUACACACACUGGAGUAAAACCUUAUACUUGUACUGUAUGUACUGCUAAGUUUAGCCAGGCUAGUAAUCUGAAGACGCACUCUCUUACACACACUGGAGAAAAACCUUUCUCAUGUACCGUAUGUACUGCUAGGUUUAGCCAGGCUAUACAUCUGAAGACGCACACUCUUACACACACUGGAGUAAAACCUUAUACUUGUACUGUAUGUACUGCUAGGUUUAGCCAGGCUAGUUCUCUGAAGCAGCACUCUCACACACACACUGGAGUAAAACCUUUCUCUUGUACUGUAUGUACUGCUAAGUUUAGCCAUGCUAGUUCUUUGAAGCAUCACACUCUUACACACACUGGAGUAAAACCUUAUACUUGUACUGUAUGUACUGCUAGGUUUAGCCAGGCUAUACAUCUGAAGACGCACUCUCUUACACACACUGGAGAAAAACCUUUCUCUUGUACUGUAUGUACUGCUAGGUUUAGCCAGGCUAGUAAUCUGAAGAAGCACUCUCUUACACACACUGGAGAAAAACCUUUUUCUUGUACUGUAUGUUCUGCUAAGUUUAGCACGUCGAGGUAUCUUACGCGGCACUCUCGUACACACAAAUGAGAAAACAUUUUCUCGUGUUGAGUAUUUCUGCUAAAUUUAGCCAACAUUUUGGUCUGAAGAGAUUGUUCCUACAUUCAAUGGAGAAAAACCUUUAAAAAAAAUUAUAUUUUUAUAAUUUUUUAUUUAUUUAUAUUUUAUAAUCUCAUGUUAUAGAUCCACUUUCUAUGUUAUACAUUUACAUUGAAAUCUCAUUAGUACAAAUCUGAGGGUUCAGAAAAUUAACCACUUUGUAAUAAUGAGGUUUGUAAUAACCAUACGUUUCCACAUUGCACAUGCAAUAUUGUUCUGUUUGUCAAAACAAAAUUAGAAUAUGUACAUUUGUUUAGUACAGUUUACUACAAUCCGCAUAAGAACAUUCUCCUAAUUAAUAACAUGAUUGGCAUACAUAAAAGUUAAUACUAAUUUAUUACGGGUUUAGUAUUUUGCUACAACUUAUAUAGUACCUACUGAGAAUAUUUUGGUAAAAAAAAAUAACUAUUUGGUUUGCUUUUAAUUUUUAAUAAACACUUUGAACAAUGCUACACAUACUUUGAUUGUUUCAUUGACAAUAUUGCUGGAAAGUAUAAAUUGAGGGAAAACUUAUAAAACUCAUCUAACACAAAGUACCUCAUGUCCGGUAUGUAUUCUUUGUUUAACAUAUACUUUCGCUUUACAUAAAUUCAGAUGGUAUGCCCAAAAUGUUGACGUAAAAAACUACAAAAAGUUAAAUUUUUUUAAAAUUAUUUAAUUUACUUUAUUUGUUUUGCACUAGUCUUGUGAAUCAGAUCCAUUCUAGUCCGGACAUCCGGUUAAUCUGGACAGAUUUAUAAAUAAAUAAUAAAAGAUGAUAAUUAGAGGCACUGGAAAAUAGCGUUUAUAAUGGCUGUUCGUAGCAUUUAUAUUUUGCCAUAUAGCAUUUAUAUAGAUUUAAUUUUAAUUCUUCUUCCAGUUUAUGCGGAUGUUGCAAGCUUUGCACAUAAGUAUGUUAGGCUGUGUUCCAAAUAGGUAAACAUGCGUGCUCACGUACUCGCUCUCGGAAGUGACGUCACGAGAGUGUUGUUCCAUAUAGUCGAGUGCGAGCACGAGAACGAGUGCGCAUAUCGAGUGCGAUUGAAUGCAUGCUCGUUGUGUACUCUCGUAACCAUUGUUUGUUUACGUUUACGUCUGGACUAUUGAUCUAAAACAAUGGCAAAUGAACAAUGCACGUUUCAUUGUAAGUACCUGUUCGUAAUUAAACAACACGCGAUGUAUUCAUGUGUACCUCCAGUACCAAUCAUUGCUGCAAGGAUCGUGUUAUAAUUAAGGUUAUGUUACCCGUCUCCUGUUUAUUGCCUGGACAAUGCAACGUAACCGUUGCCGUCGUAAACGUCUCUGUUGUUGGUUUACUACCAUUAGGGCCGCAAUUGCUCCUACUGCGUGUUCCAUUGUCACAAAUCAAAACCUACACAUAAACACACGUCGCGUCGCCGCCUAUCACAUGGGUGUGUUUACUUUGGAGUAUGGUUGUGUUCCAAAUGGCGAGCACGCAUGGAGCAUGUACUUUGCACGCAAGGAAUUGUGGGUGUGAGUAUGAGCACGAGUGCAAGUGCGAGAGUGGAUUAUUUGGAACACAGCCUUAGUGUCACUAACAUAGAAAUGGUGCGACUUGUAUUGCUCUGCACACUGCACGUGAAUGUACGGUAACAGAUUUUGUCCGUCCUAUUAUGGUAAAAAAAAUAUUUUAUAGUUCUAACUGCAUUGAACGCGAACGCGAUACAGAAAACCGACUUUAAUAACCUUAAUUUUAUUGUGAAUUGCAGCGCAAUAUUUUAGUUUCACAGAUUACCGUUUUUUUUUCGGGUUAGGAAAUUAGGUAAACACUAGGUACGUUCAACAAAUGAGCGACAAAAGCAGAGAGCUACAUUGCUGCCAUAUUUUUUUCCCGUUAAAGUGCUAUUUAAUUUGACUGAAGUAGAUUUUUGUAAUUUUUUUUGUAGUUGCCAAAUAUAAGCUGCGUGUGUUGUAAACUUAAGUUAAUGUAGUUUUAUAUUUUAGUUGUCAUUUAACAGUAAAUAGUUUGAUUGCUUGUGUUAAUAUCACGCACGCACAUGUUGGCAAACAUGGCCACUUCAAUGUUUUCACUUUCUUUUCCAUGAAAAUAUUCAUGCACGUAAAUAAACGUCUCACUUUAAUCGUUUACAUUUGUUUGGGUCGUACGUUACGUUUGCCGUUAACCAAGUUUCCGCGCGAGCCUAUGCGUAUUUAAAUUGUGUUUCGUGUUAUUUACAAGAUUUAUAGAUCGUGUUGAUUGUUUACAUGGCUCGCCAUCGUCACCGUUUAUUAAGUAAUCUUCAAACACGGUAAAAAGAUGCAUAAAAUAAAGAUUGUUCUUAAUUGUAUGAGGUUAGGCCGUUAAUAAUAAGAGAUGUUUUAUUUAAAAAUACUAGGUAAACCUAAAAUUUACUGGAAGUUUUAAUAUUGCUUGAAAUUUUAAUAAUUACUUCUCAAAACGGGAUUGUAGCGUUUAUUCGUCGGUAAACUAUUUUGUCGCUUUUAUUCGCGCCUAUAUCGUUUUUACGAUUUUUCAGUGCCUCUGAUGAUAAUAGAUGUUGUGGCACUGGAAAAGAAGACAAUACAAUUCUAAGAUAAGAAAGGGUCAGCCUGCCCACAGUUGCCGGAAGUCUUGCCACCAGUUUUCCACUCAUCGCCUGUAUUCAGGGGAGUGACUCGCUCUAUACCUGCGAGUUGUUUUGUUUUGUUCCCUACAGUGAAUGUGCUUGUGACAGUUAUUUUUAUUGAGUCCCAGUGUCUUAUUGUGUGCACCUAUUAAGAGCAACGUAAUGGCUACUAAACAUAAGAAAGUGACUGUAACAAUGGAGCAAAAGCACCAAGCCUUAUUUUGUAUUGAUGCAGGUGAAUCUUUAACUAGAAUCGCGCAAGAUUUGGUAGUGGGAAAAGAAACUGUUUCUGAUGGGGAAUAAAUCGGAAUGGAAUUGAAGAUUUUGUGCGAAAAUGGUGAACAAGGACAGUCUGGGUAACAGGGCACUUUAGAGUAAAUCCAUUUGGGAUGACACCAUUGCUACUGUAUUUGCAGAGGAAAGUCAAGUUAUUGGAACACUGAGAUUGGAGGGUCAUUAUUUUUUUUGCAGUGUCCAAUAUCAGUCUGAUUGUGCCUGAUGAAGGGAACAGAUAUCAGUUCCCGAAACGUCACAACUGUUCUCAUUGGAAAUGUUCUGUUUUAGUCAUUGCUAUCAUCGUUGUUUUGUCCAUAGAACUUUUUUACCUUCAUCGCUGUGGUUAUAUGUUUGCUGCAUUGUCCAGGUUUGUUUUCAGCUUUCAUUUAAUAUGUCUCGUCGUUGUAAGCCCACUGUGUUGGUCUGAGUUGUUGUAUUACUUUUUCCAUGACUAAGUUCCUUCAACGGAAUUCUUGUGCUGUAUGAUAUUUAUAUGUUAAACAUUUUAUGUCCAUGCUAUUGUCUUUGUUUUGCCAUAUGCUUGUUGGUGUCAUCGUUGACUCCGUUUAUCCCACAUAAGCUGAUUUGGUCUUGUUUUCUGUGAAUUUUUAUCUUAAUAUUUUUAUAUAUUUUUUGAUUUUCAGAAUUUUUCCUAUGACUAACAGUGCAACACUGCAUUGGUGUAUUUCCAAAAAGCUGAAUUAAAUUAUAGACAGUCAUUGUAGUGUCAGUUUCUUAGGUAUUUUACAACUUGAGAGUGCUUUUUACUAUGACUAUUUGAGUUUACCAAAUAUUUUCCUGGGUAGUUUCACUUUCAAAAAGUUUCAUUUGAAACACCAAUAUGUGUGUCCCCUUAUGUUUACUAUAAUGUGUGUGUGUGUGUGUGUGUGUGUGUGUGUGUGUGUGUGUGUGUGUGUGUGUGUGUGUGUGUGUGUGUGUGUGUGUGUG